Messenger RNA from Cajanus cajan (pigeon pea), 885 nucleotides. Lineage: Eukaryota; Viridiplantae; Streptophyta; Magnoliopsida; Fabales; Fabaceae. The record is from RefSeq and is a predicted model, not a curated record.
AUGGUGUAUCGUGAUUCUUCUCCAAAGUGCAUGAAAGUGGCAGAUUUAGGUUGUUCCGUGGGACCAAAUACACUUCUUCUGACAUCAAAUAUUAUUGACAUUGUUCACACUGCAUGCACCCGCUUCAAUCCUGAACCACCCACAUUCCAAUUUUAUCUCAAUGAUUUAAUUGGAAACGAUUUUAAUACCAUCUUCAAGUCACUUCCCGAUUUCUAUACAAGAUUGGAAGAAGAAAAGGGACACAAGUUUGGUUCAUGCUUUAUUAAUGCAACCCCUGGAUCCUUCUAUGGGAGGCUCUUUCCCAAUAAUUCCAUAAACCUUUUUCAUUCCUCCAACAGUCUACAUUGGCUUUCUCAGGAUCCAUUGUUGGGGUUGACUAGGGAGACAAAAUCACUUAACAAGGGCAACUGUUACAUAGUUAGCACAAGCCCUCCAAAUGUAUACAAAGCUUACCUUAAUCAGUUUCAAAAAGACUUUAAAUUGUUUCUGAAAUCACGUUCGGAAGAACUUGUGUAUGGAGGAGCAAUGGUCUUGGUGUUUUCCGGCAACACUGGAACUCCUAGAAGAACUUGUUGGGAAAUAAUUAGUCUAAUACUCAAUGACAUGUUCUUGGAGGGUUUGAUUGAAGAAGAAAAAUUGGAUUCCUUUAACAUACCAGUGUUUGAACCUACGAUUGAGGAAGUAAGGCAUGUGAUUAAGGAAGAAGGGUCAUUCUUUGUUCAAAGAUUAGAGAUUUGUAACGUGCCUUGGGAUGAGUGCAUAAAUGAUGAUGGUGGUGAUUCUUUUCUUGAUGGAAAUAUAAGAGCCAAAGUCAUCACCAAGCACGCAAGAGGCAGUAAUGGAGCCUCUCUUGUCCGUAAGUUUUGGUGCACAAGUUGUAAAUGA